AUGGAUCCGUCGAUAAAUACCAGCCUUUCUCAGCUCUCGCCUGAGGCCCGGUUAGGUUACCAGACUCAAUUAAAACAGACCUUAGAGAAGAUAAAAGGUGAACACUCGCCAACGCAUCAUUAUCUGAUUGAUGCAAUUACCAAGUUAAUGACUCAAUAUUUAGUGCCGGACCAUCGCUGCAGCAAUAUCACAGAAAAGAUAUCCCAGGUUAUUGGGGCUUCAACGAUUCAAAAGGAUGAUGGCACUAAAUACAUUGACAACGAAAAGGCCUUUACUGGCCUGUAUAAGUACCUUUCAGCAAACCCUAUCCUACCAGUGAGUGAUCAGCCGAUUCCUAAUAUAAAAAGACUACUGGAAACUAUCAGUGUUCUUAUUGAUAUUCAAAACGAGAUUAACCGGACACACUCCUUAAUUAAUAUGCAUAUUCAGAAUCAAACCCCCACGCAUUUCCCAGAUCCUAAAGUCAAGGCCGAAGUAGCAGUCAUAUCAGCCAUUCUAGAUAAUAAUGUCCAAGACUUGGCCCAGCCAGCAAACAUUCGUAUCAAAACUCUAGAAGGAAUGACCAUUCAAAGGUGGUUCCCUAAGCUUGUGGAACUCCAGCAAGCUGAGCCAGACCCAACCCAGCAACUCGCUCUAUUUAUCUAUAUAUGCCGAUUGCAGAAAGCGUACAAAUAUAUACAAACCACUAACUUCAACUUUCCUCAUGCCGCCUCAAAGAUUGACCCCGGCCAGCUAAUAAGCCCAUAUCUACAGGAAUUCAGCGCCUGUCUAACCCAGCACAAUAUACCCCGUGAUGUUAAGUGGCAGACAGAAGAACUGCAGCUUAGACGGCAGUUAUCCACCGAGCCGACUAGUUGGGCACAUUCUUUCUUCAACGAUCCAACCCAACGAUACCGGCUAGAAAAAGGCGCAGCCCCGGCUUUAUCGCUCAAUGACUUUAUUCGGGCCAACUCCAUUAUCACGCCAACUCGGAUACGUCUGGGUGGAGAUCUAGGUCAGACGCCCACUCCGAAUGAAAUUGAUGUGGCCGCUAAUAACCAGAAUUUCCCCGUCAACCCUAGUGCCUUUCUUAAAGCCAAAUCAGAUAUGGCUCCAGAUGCAUCGGGCAAAAUCCCAAUAGCCGAUGUCACAAUGACCUUUCUAUCUAGGAACAAGGCAGACAACCAACCCAUCGUGGUGUACAAUAUUGAUCAUAGUCAGUCAUUUGAUCUUAAGAUUAGUGUGGAGGAAGAUCUGGAUGACCCCGAUUACAAGCACCGGAAAACUCUCUUUGAAACACUAAUCUACCACACAAAAGCCCUGAUCUUCUUCUGCGGUGUCAUCAUCGCAGCUAUUCUGUUGUUUAUGGCGUGGUUAGAUAUUGCGCAUGGUACUAAGCUUAUGAUUUGGCUGGUAGAAGUCUGUAACUUCCCGCCAAUGGUAACGAGUUUUAUCAUGGUUGCGUUUGUUACGAGUGUUAUCAAUCCACUCAUCGCCUGGAUUCUCUAUUAUAGCGUGGUUCAAAACAAUCCGAUAUUCAAAAGACACCAAAAGCUAUUCACAUCACACCGAUUUGCCUUUAUGUUCAUGGCACUCCUAACUCUUUCCUUUUUCAACGAGUGGUACCUAAUGAGUCUGGUAGAUGCAUUUAUUAUUUCUCUUGCCGCUCUUUCUGCUAUUGUCGCAUUCAUAAUUUCCAUGUACCUUGUGCGGCGGCUGGUCUGGAUGUGCCGAACCCGAUUCCGUGGCUAUACAGAUCAGUUUAAAAUCUCACAACAAGCCGGGCCACAUUAUACUCGGUACCAAGUGAACGCAGACUGGUUGCUAGGAUGCUUCUACGUUCUAAUGCUACUUCUGAUUAUUGUGAUAGUUACGCUCGGUGGCUACUACACCGUCACAUACCGCCAUCUAUAUAGUACCUUCCUAACUGCAAAGGAGCAACUACCCAUUGAAGCUAAUAGGGCAGCUAUAGCAAAGAUAGCCUAUGAUAACGUACUCAAAGCUACCCAAAAAGGAGCUUAA
Molecule: messenger RNA, 2001 nt
Organism: Nematocida homosporus
Lineage: Eukaryota; Fungi; Microsporidia
Exons: 1
Coding region: 1-2001 (666 amino acids)
Source: RefSeq, a predicted model, not a curated record